AUGUUCUGGAUGUACCGAACAGUUCAGAUUGUUCUUCAGAAAUCAGUUGUAUUCGGGCUGUCUUUUCAUUUCAUCAUCAAUAGUUUUACUUAUGCCAUGUCUGUAAGUGUAAAUGUCACCAACCACAAGAUGACAGACAAGGCGGUUCCUGACGAACUGAAUAUCACGCUCACCACUGAUGCAGGUUCUCAGACCCAUCUCCACCUGAAGCGUGUGGAUCAUAUAAGCCCCAACAUCCCUGUGUACACACAUGGUGUGGGCACAGAUGGACAACACGUCCACCAGCGAGAGCAGCUGCAGGAUAAGCAGAAUGUAGGUUAUUACCAAGACGUGAAUAGUGAGGCUGUCAUUCAAGUGACAAGAACAAACGAAUUGGAACAGAAAGAGGUUUAUUUUGUUUUGAAAGGAGAGUUAAAUAUCGCAGGCAAUAAAUACACACUUACUUUGGGAACACGCAGAAAACGAAAUGGUAGAAUACCGACACAUCAGCAGCAAUCCAGUGAAGCAUAUAAUUUGUUUCCACAAUCACCGACCCGCUUUGUUCAGAACGACUACUUGGAUGCACGUAAGUACAUCCCAGUUAUCUAUAUUCUUGUAUCGGCGGCCUCCUCUUCUGCAUUAUCUGACAUACCAUGGCUCUCGGCAGAAGGAGCCUCACUUCCCAUUUCACUGCCUACAAAACCCGCACUGCCACCUCGUGCUUCAUCCAGCCGGCGACGGCGUCAGUCUCAGGUGGGAGAGAACUAUUUCAUCGAUGUUGUUGCUAUAGCUGACUACGCCACCUACAGACGGUUUGCUACCAGCUCUAUGACUAGGACAGAUACUCUCCAAGCCAUGAGAGAAUACUAUGCCUUCAUUUUUACUGGAGUGGAUUUGCGAUAUCAAAGAAUCACAUCCACAAAUUACGCCAUCCAUGUACGUCUAAUCAAAGUUAUAAUAACAGAGACUGCAGCAGCCAGCACCUUCACCGAGAGGUUCAGGGUCAUCAGUAAACCCUGGGAUGAGGUGGACGCCCAGAGGGUUCUUAGCGCCUUCAGUGAUUUUGCGGCUGGUGUUGGCAGUGACAUGCUCAAUCCGUCCGACCAUGCGAUGCUGUUCACUGGGUAUGACUUGACCUCGACGCUGGCACAGUCCGUGAAUACAAAUGCUACAACAGGCCUGGCUUUCACAUCAACCUUAUGUCGGACCGACGGUAAGAGUAUCUCUGUGAUUGAGGAUCUUGGCGGCUUCCAGGCAGUGGACACAGCAGCCCAUGAGCUGGGUCACAGCUUGUCAGCGAGGCACGACGGGGACGGCAACAGCUGCCAUUCAUCAGACAGGUACAUUAUGGCGAGUGGUAGCAGCCAGGUCACUUCCAGCAACAGGUUCAACCCCUGGCUGUUCUCGCGCUGCAGCAUUGCUUCCUUCACUAACUUCCUUGGUAGCACCCUCAGAACAAUGCGAGGUCAGACCUGUCUGUUGUCCUCUUUGCCGAUUGAUGCUGGCGUUCCGGACGUCAGCAGCCGUCUGCCAGGACAGGAGUUCCCGCCAGAUGACCAGUGUCGGAUGAUUUAUGGGAGUGCUUCCCGGAUGUGCAGA
Messenger RNA from Candidula unifasciata, 1578 nucleotides. The record is from the annotation of a GenBank genome assembly. NCBI's taxonomy places the organism in Eukaryota, Metazoa, Mollusca, Gastropoda, Stylommatophora, Geomitridae.